Messenger RNA from Fomitiporia mediterranea MF3/22, 2112 nucleotides. RefSeq lists its product as uncharacterized. Gene Ontology annotation, molecular function: protein binding. The transcript has 4 exons. The record is from RefSeq and is a predicted model, not a curated record. The coding region runs from base 1 to 2112 and encodes 703 amino acids. NCBI's taxonomy places the organism in Eukaryota, Fungi, Basidiomycota, Agaricomycetes, Hymenochaetales, Hymenochaetaceae.
AUGUCACCAGCGAAUACACUCAUGAGGUUUGAAGAGUUACCUGUCGAAGCGGUCGCUCGUAUCCUCUCGUUCCUCGACUGGAAAGAUCUCCUCGUCGUUUCAAGUCUGAGCCGCUUCCUCCGCGAGGCCUACCAGAGCUUCCCCGAGCUCCAACUCUCUUAUGCAUUGCAGACAUACGCGAUGAUUGACACGGAUCCGACGCUCAAUAUGCGGCGUAAGCUGAAUGAGCUCGAGCGUCGAGAGCGCGCGUGGCGAGAGCUAGACCCGUUACACAAAGUCACUAUCAAGAUCCCGCACCGAACAUCACACAUUUACGAUUUGUCUGGCGGCGUCUAUCUCCUCGGAGACUGCAAGAACUCAAUAGUUUCUCGUGAUACUAAAACGUUACGAUUCUUUGAUCUCUCAACUUGUACAACUGGUCCAGCGGUUCGUGAGGAAUCAUGGCCGGAGAUACGGCUUGAGACGAACAUCGUGGAUAUUGGCUUCGGACUCGAUGAGUUCGACCUUGUUGCUGUUGUAGGAAUCAACCCGGCUCGCAAUGGGGAACAGGGUUCUAUCGUGCUCUCGUUCCGGGAACUGUCUACGGGCGCACCGCAUCCUCUUGCAAAGCACCCAGAUAUUUUCGUUGAUCCGGUUCACGGACAUGAAGGCAAACUGUCGAUCAUGAUGGAGAUCGUCGGCCCGCGCCUUCUCUUGCUCUUGACCUGGUCCCGAACCGUGAAUAGACGAUUUGCACAGCCCCAGGAUAAACUGCUUCUCUUCAAUUGGUGGGAAGGCAGAAAAGUUGCAGCCGAGACUGCACCUCCGUUGACUUGGAAUGGUUUCGUCUUCCUAUCCCCGGAACUCAUUCUUCUCCCAAAUCAUAACCAUACGCUUGAGGUCGCUCGUCUGCCAGAUGUUUCACAAACCUAUUAUUCGCCGAUAGGACUCGAACGGUUGCUUAUCCUCGAACUUCCCGCCAUGCAACCUCUAGUCAAACUUGGUGCGAUUCAAUGUCGUUCGGAACCUAAUCCGAAGGGCGCAACGCAUCCGCGCGCUGCAGAAGUUAGAUCAGCAAAUACAGAGCAUACAAGGAGAAAACGACGCUCACCUGUAUUACCGGACCCGAACCAGGCAAUUGUACUCCUGCAAAUAUACUAUCGUGAAUUCAACAACGAGCCACACGAUGUUCUGAUGGGACAAUGGGGUGUGCUUCGGCACAACGUCUCGCUCGUUCUACGCCGUCAGUUCUUGCUCGACAUCGUCAAAAUUUUCGAACGCAGUCCCAAUCUGGCCGACGCUAUGAAAAAGUCCGACAGAGGAGUGAAACUUUGCGCACCGAGUAUACCUUGGAGUCUGUGGAGCUCGAAUGCACGUUGGCAAGCGGACGAUACGCAUGUAUCAAAUUGGAUCACGACGUCUGCGGGACAAAAAUAUGUCGGUAUUGACGACAACGGUCACCUGGUUGUCAAGGACUUCAACCCAUAUGCUAUUCGUCACGCUUAUGCAGCGCAGAGGCCUGGGUAUUAUGCGGCCGCUGAGAAAUUGAAGGCUGGCACUGGCGAUGAAGCAGGAAUUGGGGGAAUGCUCGGGUACAGAAUGGAUGAUGAAGUUGGCCUUGAACUUAGGACUAACUCCUUCACUCAGGAUGGUACUUAUGUGCCAGGGCCGUAUCAACCCCUUUCGGAGGAAUCGGGUGUGAGCCUUGUCCCAGAGAGCGAACCCUCAACCCCACCUCCAUUGUCCGACGUCAACUUGGGAUCACCCAUAGGUGAUGACUCGCUCUACUACACUCCUAAUUCCUCCUUCACAUCGUCCUCGUCUCCCAUGCCCUCCGCCUCUUCCGACCCGUCCAAUCCAACCCCUAACUCGGACUCACCUCCAGGUUCAAACUCAGAAGAGGAUACAACAUGGCAGCGCGCCCGUAUCGUAACUAAGUACAACGAAACCGAAGAGACCGAGCUUCGCCAACUAUUCAACGAGGAGUGUAGUUCCCCUCUGCCGUGUGUAGAAUACGUGUCGAAGAAUACGUAUGAUCAUCACGGCUUGUUGAUGGAUGAGGAGAGGAUUAUUGGAUUGAGGCAUGACGAACAGCAUGGGUCUGUCCUCGAGCUCGACGUCUUCACAAUCUAA